This is a messenger RNA of Misgurnus anguillicaudatus (oriental weatherfish), 3803 nucleotides long. The record is from RefSeq and is a predicted model, not a curated record. Lineage: Eukaryota; Metazoa; Chordata; Actinopteri; Cypriniformes; Cobitidae.
GAAGAGGAAAAGUCGAGGGGACUGUGGGAGUCCCUGCGCGCGGUAGUUCGGGAGGUGAGGUCAGGCGUUUCCCCUUUGACUGGCCCCUUUAUUUUUUAAAUCCCCAGCAUCGAGUGUUUUUUGCACGCUUAUUACUCUUUUGUUAGGGGGAUAUUACACUGUUCAGGUGGAUGAACAAGUACUGCGUGCGCUGAUCGAGGUUUGUGGUGGAAAAACAAGCAGUGAUCUAUAGGAAAACAGUGAUGGUGGACAAUUCCAGUAGCAGCAAAACGCAAGUGCCCAGCUUGUCUCAGGACAGCGGUCUGGCCGGUGCUUUUUCCCAAGCAGCUUUUGGAAAUUCAGCCGGUGUCAAACUGGAGGCAGUAAUGGAGCAACUCCAGAGACAACAAGCAGCCAAACUGGAGAUGGAGCGCAAAGAGAGACAUCUCAGGGAAGCCCAUAUUCUGUACGCCCAACAGCUGGCGGCACAGCAAGCCAUCAUGGCCUCCGCCAGAGCUCAAGGCCCCCUGUUGAACCCUGAUUUUUACAGUAAAAACUCCCGUGACAGAGCGCUAAAAGGCGGACAGGGGCCCCCAGCUGCCAGGGGACCCAUAAAGAGCAGCGCUGACCUAGAGGAAGACGUUUCUGAUGAGAUGGACAGAGGAAGAGGGUCUGAAGGAGACGAAGAUGACGAUGAUGAGAUGAUGGAUGGAGAUGAUAUCAGCGAAGAUGAGGAAAGCGAAGGCUUGGAGUUCCUCCGGAAGCAAAGCCUCGCUCUUCAGCAAGCGGCAGUCGGGGUCCCUUCCUACACGUACCCGACGUACGCAGCCUCACCCUCCGCUGCUAAAAAACGCCCCCGAUCUCCGUCCACCAAGGUGAAGGAUGAACCCGAAGAUUCCCUUAGUGAUCAACAAUCGUUCACCACACCAAACGGACUGGGCGACUGGAAUCUCGAUGACUCAUUCAAACAGAAUGGGAAUUCGAGUUGGAACGAGGACGGCGAUGGGGGGAGAAGCCGAGGGGAAGCCUCCAGAGACUUUGCCAAGCUUUACGAACUGGACAAUGACCCAAAACGGAAGGAGUUCCUUGAUGACCUCUUUGCUUACAUGCAAAAACGAGGUACACCUGUCAAUCGGAUCCCCAUCAUGGCCAAGCAGGUGCUGGAUCUGUAUAUGCUGUAUAAACUGGUGACUGAGAAGGGAGGUCUGGUGGAGGUGAUAAACAAGAAGAUCUGGAGGGAGAUCACUAAAGGCCUGAACCUACCCACCUCCAUCACCAGCGCUGCCUUCACCCUUCGCACACAGUAUAUGAAGUAUCUGUACCCAUACGAAUGUGAGAAGAAGGGUCUGAGUUCCCCAGGAGAGCUCCAGGCGGCCAUCGACAGUAACCGCAGAGAGGGCCGCCGUCCCGGCUACAGCAACAGCCUCUACCGCUUUUCUCCUUCUCCUAGUGCCUCAGCACCUCACCUGCUUUCCCCUCCCAAAAUGCACCUGCCCGCCACUGGUCACAAUGGACUUCAGGCCACCCCCAGUCCGGGCCUGAAGAAAGCCACAGUUCCAGAGGACGGUCCAGCCUCCAUGUUGCCAGGGCGACUGCCCUUGGCUUUGGCUCUGGGACAUCAGCAGCAGUUGGCACGUGCUGCCACCCUGGAGCAGCUGAGGGAGAGGCUUGAGACGGGCAUGGGGGCCGGGGCGGUGAGCUCGGGGGCCGCUGCUCUGGAGGGGCCAGAAAGAAAAAUGGCACGUCUGGCGGAGGAGCAGCAGAGGCUACUGCAGCAGGCUUUCCAACAAAACCUGCUGGCCAUGGCGUCGCAGGUGAACCCCGCUAACCUGCGGAUGAACACUGCCAACACACGUGAGGAAAAGCAAGACUUGUCUCUCAGCAUUUCUUCGAAUGGCUCUGCCAGCAUUACUGUGUCUGUGGAGGUCAACGGGAUUAUUUACUCAGGAUCCUUAUACGCCCAAAGGUCAUCUGCAAGCAUCCCCACCUCUGCCAUGCCCACAGGCCACACCUCCACCCUCAGCCCAGGCAUCCCUUCAUCCUCCUCAUCCUCUUCCUCAAAAGGCCCUGACUCUUUGGAGCAGGCCACAGGCGGGUCACCCUAAACCAACUCCCCCGUACCAAACAACCAGUCAGUCCCGCCUUACUACAACCAGCGUGAGCCACUCUGCCCUCUAGAGGCAGAAAAAGGAAUCACCACCACAAACCUGCAGCUGUUUAUCUUCCAGUGAAGGAAAGACCACACACGCAUACAAACUCAUCAGCUGUUUAACCUCAACACGGACCUCGCCUGCUCUUUUCUACAAGUCUUCGUGAUGUUUUCUCAGGACUGAGAAGGUUUUAAGAGAUUCGCGAUUUAACGAAAUACCUCAUCUGUCUUAAUCCCAGCGCUGACGUGGGUGAACGCGCUGCAAUCGCGGCGUGAUCAAAUCUACUUCUGCCAAAAAAAGUCACAUUUGUGAGGUUGUGGUUGACAUUUUUCCUGUCUAUUAAUUCUCUUAUUUAACGUUUGCUGAAUUUAAUACCUAAUCUGCAGUGAAAGACUCAGGAUGUGUUAUUAUGAUAGUGCUGUGUUCUAUUUCGAUUGAUUUUAAUAACAUGCUACAAUCCACAAAGGACAAAUUGUGAAGUUGGUUUGGUAAGAAAAGGGGGUCACUUUCUUUUCUUUCUUUUUUUUAAAUGUAUUUUAUUUUUUUCUAUUUCCGUUUUUAGUUUCUAGAUACAGAAAUAUUAUUAUGAUUUGAAAAGAGUUUUUGAGUGCAUUUUACACAGCUGAGAGAUUUGUUAUUAUUUAGACAUAUUUACAGUCGACAAAUAUUUUGGUUGGAUGAUUUUUUUCUCUACCUCAGACACAAGUCAAUGUAAUGGUUGCAAAGAAACCAUGUGAACGGGCGCUGCUGGCGUGACGUCACACAAGUCAAUCAUUUCUGUGCGUCGGACGAUCAUGUACGGGCUCGUAAAUAAGGGCCAUUAUUAUUAUUAUUGUACAAUUUAUUUACUCUGAUGGGGUGCAUACGAGUUCUUUAAACCUACUUAAAAACCAGGUCACGGAAAAGCAGGAUGACAUUCAAAUCGUAGGAGGAUUGAAUGUUUUUUCUUUUGUAUUUUUAAUUGUUAAACUUCAAACCUCACGUAUCUUUCCAUAUUGGAAAGCAAAUUUCUCAGGAAUUUGUUUUUGUUUUUUAUUUUUCAUAGAUUUUAACCUCAGAACCAAGAUUCAGUCUCACGUCUGAAAGAUAAAACACUAGAUAUAUAUAACUCGGUCAGUGUGGGACUUAAAUAGCUACCUCAGUCAAUAUUUACCUUCGAUGUAGUUUCAACUGCCUGCAGUACAUCACAGAAUACCUCGGAAAAUCCCUUUUCCUUAAUCUCUCAGGUAAGAAAUGAGCAAAAUACCUCAUAAAAUGUAAAGAUUGUAGAAGACAGAACAACGUUAAUACUAGUACGUGUGAAAUGAGAAUAUUGUUUGAAGAAUUACAUUAUCUCAUGUCCGGGAAGUAUUGAAAAUCACAUGAUCUGUCUUCCAGUAACUAACUUACACUUAACGAAAGAUAUGAAGCGAAACAGAAUAGUCGGCGUUGCGUGAAAUAUUCACGUACCGAUAUAAUCGAUUAGCUUUACAUUUUAUUGGUCAUAAUCCUGCGUUUACUUGACUCUGGGACCUGCUGGGAUACAGACACUUUUAAUUUCUACUUUCUUUAUUCCUCAGACAACUGCAUAGCUAUAAUACCAAAGAUCAUGUGUUUGUUAUCCACUUUGAUGACCUCACUGUAUAAACACGUGCAACUUGACACAAUGAAAUUAAAGUUUGAUCUGAUGCAACA